This is a messenger RNA of Papilio polytes (common Mormon), 2945 nucleotides long. RefSeq names its product transitional endoplasmic reticulum ATPase (gene TER94). The coding region runs from base 119 to 2536 and encodes 805 amino acids. The transcript is spliced from 15 exons. Gene Ontology annotation, biological process: retrograde protein transport, ER to cytosol; autophagosome maturation; mitotic spindle disassembly. Lineage: Eukaryota; Metazoa; Arthropoda; Insecta; Lepidoptera; Papilionidae. Gene Ontology annotation, cellular component: cytosol; VCP-NPL4-UFD1 AAA ATPase complex; nucleus. Gene Ontology annotation, molecular function: ATP binding; ATP hydrolysis activity; polyubiquitin modification-dependent protein binding. The record is from RefSeq and is a predicted model, not a curated record.
GACAUCGAUAGGAACAAAUGAAAUACGGCAACGUCACGCACUUCUAAAGUGGAAAGAGACUAUUCAUUCGGCGUUUUGAAACUGAAAAUUUACUAUUAUACAUUAGAUUUGUGUUAAAAUGGCAGACAACAAGAGCCCCGAUGAUUUAUCCACCGCGAUCCUCCGCCGCAAGGACAGGCCGAAUCGUCUCAUCGUGGAAGAAGCCGUCAGCGAUGACAAUUCCGUUGUGGCAUUAUCACAGGCGAAAAUGGAGCAAUUGCAGCUGUUCAGAGGUGACACCGUUCUCCUGAAAGGCAAACGUAGGAAAGAAACUGUUUGCAUUGUGCUCUCAGACGAUAAUUGUCCAGAUGAGAAGAUCCGUAUGAACCGCGUAGUGCGGAACAACUUGCGCGUCAGGCUGUCUGAUGUUGUAUCCAUCGCUCCAUGCCCAUCUGUCAAAUACGGCAAGAGAGUACACAUCUUGCCUAUUGAUGACUCCGUGGAAGGAUUAACUGGAAACCUGUUUGAAGUAUACUUGAAGCCAUACUUCAUGGAGGCAUACCGGCCCAUCCACCGCGAUGACACUUUCAUGGUGCGCGGUGGUAUGCGCGCUGUCGAGUUCAAGGUGGUGGAGACGGAUCCCUUGCCGUACUGCAUUGUGGCCCCCGAUACCGUCAUACAUUGCGAGGGUGAACCCAUCAAGCGUGAGGAGGAGGAGGAGGCUCUGAACGCGGUGGGUUAUGACGACAUCGGCGGGGGCCGCAAGCAGCUGGCGCAGAUCAAGGAGAUGGUGGAGCUGCCGCUGCGGCACCCCUCACUCUUCAAGGCUAUCGGUGUGAAGCCUCCUCGUGGUAUCUUGAUGUACGGCCCGCCAGGUACCGGCAAGACCCUCAUCGCUCGCGCUGUGGCUAAUGAGACAGGUGCAUUCUUCUUCUUGAUCAAUGGUCCGGAGAUAAUGUCAAAGUUGGCCGGAGAGUCGGAGUCCAACUUGCGCAAGGCUUUCGAGGAGGCGGACAAGAACUCUCCGGCGAUCAUCUUCAUCGACGAGCUGGAUGCCAUCGCGCCCAAGCGGGAGAAGACACACGGCGAGGUGGAGCGCCGCAUUGUCUCCCAGCUGCUUACAUUGAUGGAUGGUAUGAAGAAAUCGUCUCACGUGAUCGUGAUGGCGGCGACGAACCGGCCGAACUCUAUCGACCCCGCGCUGCGCCGCUUCGGCCGCUUCGACCGUGAGAUAGACAUCGGCAUACCGGACGCCACCGGCCGCCUCGAGAUACUGCGCAUACAUACUAAGAACAUGAAGCUUGGUGAUGACGUCGAUCUUGAACAGAUCGCGGCGGAGUCUCACGGGCACGUGGGCGCGGAUCUGGCUUCGCUGUGCUCGGAGGCGGCGCUGCAGCAGAUCAGGGAGAAGAUGGACCUCAUCGACCUCGAGGAUGAUCAGAUCGACGCGGAAGUUCUCAACUCUCUCGCUGUCUCUAUGGAUAACUUCCGUUACGCGAUGACGAAGUCGUCCCCGUCGGCGCUGCGCGAGACGGUGGUGGAGGUGCCGAACGUGACGUGGUCGGACAUCGGCGGGCUGCAGAGCGUGAAGCGCGAGCUGCAGGAGCUGGUGCAGUACCCCGUCGAGCACCCCGACAAGUUCCUCAAGUUCGGCAUGCAGCCCUCGCGCGGAGUGCUCUUCUAUGGACCUCCGGGAUGCGGUAAGACUCUGCUGGCGAAGGCGAUUGCUAACGAGUGUCAGGCCAACUUCAUCUCAGUGAAGGGUCCGGAGCUGCUCACCAUGUGGUUUGGUGAAUCUGAGGCCAACGUGCGAGAUAUCUUCGACAAGGCUCGGUCAGCGUCUCCCUGCGUGUUGUUCUUCGACGAGUUGGAUUCUAUCGCGAAGUCCCGCGGCGGCUCGGUGUCGGACGCGGGCGGCGCUGCUGACCGCGUCAUCAACCAGAUCCUCACAGAGAUGGACGGCAUGGGCGCUAAGAAGAACGUCUUCAUUAUUGGCGCCACCAAUCGUCCGGACAUAAUCGACCCGGCGAUCCUGCGGCCGGGCCGCCUGGACCAGCUCAUCUACAUCCCGCUGCCGGACGAGAAGUCGCGCGAGGCCAUCCUGCGCUCCAACCUGCGCAAGUCCCCCAUCGCCAAGGACGUCGACCUCUCCUACAUCGCCAAGGUGACGCAAGGGUUCAGCGGCGCGGACCUUACGGAGGUGUGCCAGCGCGCCUGCAAGCUGGCCAUCCGGCAGGCCAUCGAGGCUGAGAUACAGCGGGAGCGCACCCGCCAGCAGCAGACGCCCGCCGCGGUCAUGGACAUGGAUGAGGAGGACCCAGUGCCGGAGAUCAGCCGCGCCCACUUCGAGGAGGCGAUGAAGUUCGCGCGGCGCUCCGUCUCCGACAACGACAUCCGCAAGUACGAGAUGUUCGCGCAGACGCUGCAGCAGAGCCGCGGCUUCGGCACCAACUUCAGGUUCCCGAGCAGCGGCGGCGCGGCGGGCGGCACCGGCACGUCGGGCGGCGACCAGCCCACCUUCCAGGAGGAGGGCGGCGACGACGACCUCUACAGCUAAGCGGCGCCUCCCCCGCAUAGCGCAUACAACUACUUAAGAAUUAUCGGUUCAGUGAUGUUUGGGUAGCGGGCUUUCAAACAAUCCCCCCCCCUCCCCCACCUCAACCUUUCCACCACAAUUUAAAACAAUACAAAUUUAAAAGUACCUUUUUCUUAAAUCGAAAUUAAAUCUCAUUUGAAUUAUAUUGAAACUGAAAGCCCCGCUUGGGAAUCAGAUAGUGCACGUACUCCGGCGUCGGCUCGUCUGCGUCUAUUCAUCGCCAUGAGAGUAUUUAUUGAUCGAUUUAGUUCUGGUCCGCUUUAGUUUUCGCGCCGACCGUCGUUACCGCCGUCUGAUAGUAGGAUACGUCGCUCCGCCGACAUGUGUAACGCAGUGAUUUUUGAAUAAAUAAAAAGAUUUUUAUAGUCUA